This is a messenger RNA of Rhopalosiphum maidis (corn leaf aphid), 2161 nucleotides long. Its product is annotated as very-long-chain 3-oxoacyl-CoA reductase-like. The transcript has 6 exons. The record is from RefSeq and is a predicted model, not a curated record. Bases 286 to 1707 code for a protein of 473 amino acids. Gene Ontology annotation, molecular function: oxidoreductase activity. NCBI's taxonomy places the organism in Eukaryota, Metazoa, Arthropoda, Insecta, Hemiptera, Aphididae. Gene Ontology annotation, cellular component: endoplasmic reticulum.
UGACUACUGCGGCGGUGUUGUAUUAUAAUUUAUAAAAUUAUCAUAUUUUAAUGUCGCGCGCCUAUUCCGCGCCGUAAAUAGGUAUAAUCACGCGAUUUGCAAUUCAAAUCGGUCCGCGCCCGUAACCGUCGCGCUGAGCAGUCCGACUGCACGGCGACUCGCGGAGCACCGCAAUCGCAGUCGCGCCGUCGGCCAAAGACCGUUUUCGACCGUACGGCGACUGCAGGCGGCCGUUACCCGGUCGUUUUCCACGACGACAACACGACAACGACCGCGCCGUGAGCGAUGGAGUGUAUGUCGCCGUCUCUGAUGUGCUGGCUGUGGUGGUCGGCGAACGCGGCCGCGUACUGGGUGGGCGCGGCGGUAGUCGUCCGCCGGUUUCUGGUGCCGUGGUCGUGCUGGCUGGGCCGCCGCGCCCUGUGCUGGUGCCGGUACGCCCUGUCGAGCGUCCGCGGUGACGCCGGGCCGGACAUGCCGCGUGCCCCGCCCGUGUGCCGGUGCUGCGGUGGCGUGUACUUUGACGACAUGGCCGGCGGUUGGGCGGUGGUGACUGGUUGUACCGACGGGAUCGGCAAGCAGUACGCGAUACAGUUGGCUGACCGUGGAAUGAACGUGGCGCUGGUCAGUCGGAACGCGGACAAGUUGCGAGCCAUAGCACAGCAGAUCCACGAACGGCACGGGGAUCGCGUGAAGACUAAAACCGUCGUCGCGGACUUCACAUCGUUAGGCGGCGACGUCCCGCUGGCUAAUAGUUACAACGAGGUGCGGCACAAGCUGGGCCGUAUGGACGUGCGGCUGCUGGUGAACAACGCGGGCGUGAGUUACGCGCGACCCGAACGGCUGCUCGACCUGGCGCCCAGCUGUACCGGCGCGCUACCAGACCCGUGCCGCGACGUGGUCGAGUGCAACACGCUGGCCACCGUGGCCAUGUGCCGCAUAGUCAUGCCGCUGAUGGUGGACGGCGGCUGCAGCGGCGAAGACGCGGACGGAGACCGGCCGCAACAGUCGGAGCACCCCGCGACCGAACACGUCACGACGUCGCAUAGACGCGGGGGCGGCGGCGGCGUCGUCAUCAACGUGUCGUCGGCCUCGGCUCAGCUCCCGUGCCCGCUGCUCAGCGUUUACGGCGCCACCAAGGCGUUUGUGGAAAAGUUUUCGGUUGAGCUAGCGGCCGAAUACGACGUUGCGGACUCGAAGCAACAGAUCGGGGUCCGGUGCCUGACGCCCGGGUUUGUGGCCACCAAGAUGAGCAGGAUCCGAUCGACGACCACCGACGACACGAGCUGGAUGUACGCGCCUUCGCCGCAGUCGUACGCCAGUCACUCGCUCCGGGCGUUGGACUGUCACUGCGCGUGCGGCUGGACGGUGCAGCGGCGGCCGCGCGCGUGGACAGACCGAAACGGCGGUAAGGCCGGACCGGGAUUGUUGGAGCGAACGGUCAGCGCCGUGUUCGACUCGCCGUCGUCGCCGAUGUCGGCCGGACGGUCCGGCGUCACGACCACCGGUUACCCGUCGCACACGCUCAUGCUGAUAGCGGUGAACGCAGUCCGAUGGAUAUUCGGCAACGAAUAUUUGACAAGUGCCGCUGGUCGGAUGAUGUGCGGUGUCCGGGACCGGAUAGCGAGACAUGAAUCAGCCAAGAUGCAAAAACCUACUUCCAGCGCCGAGUCCAAAAUCCAAAGUCGCGGGGCUAGAAUUCACGACUAAAGGUUUUCGAUUACAAGAUCGAUAACUAUGCGGUUGACCGUCCUCAUACAUCGCGAUAUCGAACACAACUGUACGUUUUAAAAGGGUUAUCAUCACGAGGGAGAUCUGUGAAAACAUAAUAUUUCUGGGGUGCCCGAAACCUUGAUCAGCCCAUAGAUAUAUGGGCACUCGAUUGUUGACGAAUUUCUUUUAAUAUAUAAAUUGAAUUAUUUAUUUUGUUUAAUGGUCAAUGGUUAUUAUAUUGUUUUUGUAUGACACACGGUGACUACAUGUCUAUGUAUACAUUGUACACGCACUGUAGAUGUUUAAUAUACGCACUAUAGAUAGUAUAUUUUAUUUGACAAAGAAUAUCAUAUUUUAUUAUUUUUAAGCUUCCCUGAUAGAGCAACCAGCCCAUUUACCGAUUACUUAAUGUGAAUGCUAUUGUUUCGGAAUAAAAUCAAAACACACAGAA